Messenger RNA from Apiotrichum porosum, 351 nucleotides. RefSeq lists its product as uncharacterized. Bases 1 to 351 code for a protein of 116 amino acids. Lineage: Eukaryota; Fungi; Basidiomycota; Tremellomycetes; Trichosporonales; Trichosporonaceae. The record is from RefSeq and is a predicted model, not a curated record. The transcript has 2 exons.
AUGCGUCAGCGCAAGCUCAACAAGCGCGCCGCUCGCCACGGCGGCCAGCCGGGCGUCGGCGGUGCCGGAAUGGCUGCUGGCGGCAUGCACCAGCACCACAUGGGCGGUGGUGGUGGUGUUGGCGGACAGCAGCACAUGGCCGGUGGUGGCCUUGCUGGACAGGGCGGUCAGCACAUGGCAGGCCAGGGUAUGGGCAUGCAGGGAGGCGUCCAGCCCGGUAUGGGACAGCCCGGUAUGGGUCAGCCCGGCAUGGGUGGUCAGCCCGGCAUGGGUGGUCAGCCCGGCAUGGGUGGUCAGCCCGGCAUGGGCCACCAGCAAGGUGGUAUGGGAGGACCCGGAAUGGGUCGCUAA